Schizophyllum commune H4-8 is the source of this 1180-nucleotide messenger RNA. RefSeq lists its product as uncharacterized. Lineage: Eukaryota; Fungi; Basidiomycota; Agaricomycetes; Agaricales; Schizophyllaceae. The record is from RefSeq and is a predicted model, not a curated record. Bases 7 to 948 code for a protein of 313 amino acids. The transcript is spliced from 9 exons. Gene Ontology annotation, molecular function: hydrolase activity, acting on ester bonds.
CUUUCAAUGCUGCUCUCUACAGUGCUCGCGAUUGUCCUCGUCUCGGUAGCGGAAACCAUUGCUGCCAGGUUCGACUGGUCGCAAGUUAAAUAUGUCUAUGCAUUCGGAGAUUCGUACUCCUUCGUACAGGGUACACUGGGGCAUGCAAACUUCAGCUUUAUCGGCGACCUGAAUGAUCUAGCGUUCACGCCAGACGAGCUCCUGUCGAAUGAAAUAGUACCACGGAACACCAGCUCAGAGGGGUCGAACUGGCUUCAAUACCUGACCGGCUGCUUCUCCGGCCUCCCAUCCGACUGCGACAUCCAGCUAUGGGACUUUGCCUUCGCUGGCGCGGACAUUGAUGCCAACUUGCUCCCUCUCCAUCACGACUUCACCGUCCCCCUCGUCGAUCAAGUGGCGCAAUAUGUCGAGUACGCCGCGGAUGUGCUACCGCACCCGGCUGGGGAGACGCUCACGGCGUGGUGGAUCGGCAUCAACGAUACUGGGGAUACUGUUGGGAAUACGACGCUUGACUUUGUCGAGUUCUGGGAGAAAGAGAUGCAGUCGCUGUUUGCCGCAGUGCAACAAGCUCACGACUCCGGCCUCACGACGCACCUUUUCCUCAACGUGCCACCGGAGGAACGCAGUCCUGGCUACGUAAACGACGUAGAGAAGGGUACACUUUUGAAAGAGCACAUCGCGCUUUACAACGCAGCGCUUGAGGACCACAUCGCUCAGUUCAAGGCGGCCAACUCAGAUGCGACCAUACUCACCUUCGAUGUACACGGCUGGUUCAACACCGUCCUCGACGAUGCCGAGCGGUAUGGCUUCGACAACAUCACAGGCUACUGCACCUGCGAAGACCCAUCGGGAUGCUUUUGGUACAACACAGGGCACCCGACUGAACGCGUGCACAAGCUUCUUGCAAGAGCAAUUGAAAAGCAGCUAUCCGCAUCCUCCUGUGAUUAGGGCCAUAAACCAUGGACCCGGGAGAAGCAUGGAAGGAAACUCGCAUUUGGUGGAAGAGUGCACGUGACAAAAACGUGCUUUGGGUCCUCUCACGUGGUUAAAAGUUUAACUUCGUGGAUCUGGGUUUAUCGCAGCCACACGUUCUACUUGUCGCAAAAAACAAUCUUAUGUCUUUGUAGAAUGCGUGAUGUGGUAUACAUUGGUAUAGGGAGGAAGCAUGGAGGUUCUGGCG